Molecule: messenger RNA, 5309 nt
Organism: Cebus imitator (Panamanian white-faced capuchin)
Lineage: Eukaryota; Metazoa; Chordata; Mammalia; Primates; Cebidae
Gene: NEURL4
Product: neuralized E3 ubiquitin protein ligase 4
Exons: 28
Coding region: 193-4815 (1540 amino acids)
Molecular function (GO): ubiquitin protein ligase activity
Source: RefSeq, a predicted model, not a curated record
CUCCCGACCGCGUCGUCCUUCGGUUCUCACCGUGGUCGUCCCCAGCUCCUAGCCCGGGCUGCUUCAUUGCCCAGCAGUGCCGUAAAGCAUAUCUGGCCUCAGCCCCCGGUCGUAUUCCUCAGGGUGUCUGCCCGCCGCGGUUGCCACGGUGCCGCCAAGCGCGGCUGUCGCGCUGCCCCGGUGUCAGCGGAGAUGGCGGCGGGGUCGGGUGGGAGUGGGGGCUCUGGGGUAGGCCCCGGACCGGUGCCGGGCGGGGGUGGGGGUGGGGGCCCCAGCGGAAGCAGCUCAGGACCGGGGUCCAGCGGGGUUCUCGGUAGCGGCGGGGAGCUGCACCCGCGCACUGGGCGCUUGGUGAGCCUGUCGGCCUGUGGGCGUACAGCGCGGCGGCAGCAGCCGGGCCAGGAGUUUAACCACGGGCUGGUGUUGAGCCGGGAACCCUUGCGCGAUGGACGCGUCUUCACCGUCCGCAUCGACCGCAAGGUCAACUCCUGGAGUGGCUCCAUUGAGAUUGGGGUGACAGCGUUGGAUCCCAGUGUGCUGGACUUUCCAAGCAGUGCCACAGGGCUGAAGGGGGGCUCGUGGGUAGUGUCAGGCUGCUCUGUGCUGAGAGAUGGACGCUCUGUGUUGGAGGAGUAUGGUCAGGACCUGGACCAGCUUGGCGAAGGGGACCGUGUGGGUGUGGAGCGCACAGCUGCUGGGGAGCUGCGGCUCUGGGUGAAUGGGCGGGAUUGUGGAGUGGCUGCCACAGGCCUGCCCCCUCGUGUCUGGGCCGUCGUGGACCUUUAUGGCAAGUGCACCCAGAUCACUGUGCUACCCCCUGAGCCAGGCUUCAGCCCCGCUACUCCCAUCCCCACACCUCCCCUCGAGUCCUUGGCCCCCCCUGAAGACUCUGCCUUGGCUGAACAGGGGACCUCUGCUGAUGAAGACUUUGCCAGCAUGGAGCUGUCCGAGGUGGUGAGCAACACCAUCCUGUCUGCCUACAAUGGAGGGCUCCUGAAUGUGAACCUGAGCUCCCCACCGGCAGGGGAAGGCCUGGGAUCUAGUGGUGCUGCCACCUCGCCCAUCCUCACUUCCAACGAUGCCCUGCUUUUUCAUGAAAAGUGUGGGACCCUCAUCAAACUCAGCAACAAUAAUAAGACAGCUGAGCGCCGGCGGCCCCUGGAUGAAUUCAACAAUGGGGUUGUCAUGACCAACCGCCCACUUCGGGACAAUGAGAUGUUUGAGAUCCGUAUCGACAAGCUUGUUGAUAAGUGGUCAGGCUCCAUUGAGAUUGGUGUCACCACCCACAACCCCAACAGUUUGGAGUACCCAGCCACCAUGACCAACCUCCAGUCAGGCACCAUCAUGAUGAGCGGCUGUGGAAUUCUAACGAAUGGCAAGGGUACCCGCCGGGAGUACUGCGAAUUCAGUCUGGAUGAGUUGCAGGAGGGUGACCACAUUGGUCUCACAAGGAAGUCCAACUCGGCCCUGCACUUCUUCAUCAAUGGCAUUGAUCAGGGAGUGGCGACCCCCUUGACGCCCCCAGUGGUAUAUGGUGUGGUGGACUUGUAUGGGAUGGCAGUGAAGGUGACCAUCGUCCACAAUAACAACCACAGUGACCGUCUCCGCCGAAACAACGCCAUCCUACGGGCACUGUCCCCCGAGGGCGCUCUCCGACGAGCUGCUCCUGCCCAGGCAGAACCCGAGCGCCUGCUCUUCCACCCCAACUGUGGCCAGAAGGCAGCCAUCACCCACGAGGGACGCACUGCCCUGAGGCCCCAUGCCACCGAUGACUUCAAUCAUGGCGUGGUGCUGAGCAGCCGAGCCCUGCGGGAUGGAGAGGUGUUCCAGGUGCGCAUCGACAAGAUGGUGGACAAAUGGGCUGGCUCCAUUGAAAUUGGCGUCACCACCCACAACCCUGCCUACCUCCAGUUGCCCUCUACCAUGACCAACUUGCGCUCUGGGACCUGGAUGAUGACUGGGAAUGGGGUGAUGCACAAUGGGACGACCAUCCUGGAUGAAUACGGGCACAACCUGGACCGCCUCAAGGCAGGGGACACGGUGGGCGUGGUGCGGCGGGAGGACGGGACUCUCCACUUCUUUGUCAAUGGGAUGACUCAGGGCCCUGCUGCCUGGAACGUGCCCCCGGGCGUCUAUGCUGUCGUCGAUCUCUAUGGCCAGGCGGCCCAGGCCACCAUUGUGGACGACGUGGAGGUGCCUCCAGUUCCUGAGCCACUCCCUGAAGGGAACAACCAGGUGUCUCCAAGCUCCCCGUCCUCAGGGGCUGGGGGCUCUGACCUGCGCUUCCACCAGCUGCAUGGCAGUAAUGCAGUCAUCACUAAUGGGGGCCGCACUGCCCUCCGCCACAACUGCCGCAGCGAGUUUAAUGACGCCAUCGUCAUCUCCAAUCGGGCCCUGCGGGAUGGAGAGCUGUUUGAAAUUGUCAUUCAGAAGAUGGUGGACCGCUGGUCAGGCUCCAUUGAGGCUGGAGUGACUGCCAUUCGCCCUGAAGACUUGGAAUUCCCCAACACUAUGACAGACAUUGACUAUGACACAUGGAUGCUGAGUGGCACAGCCAUCAUGCAAGAUGGGAACACAAUGCGCAACAAUUAUGGGUGUGACCUGGACGCGCUAGGCACAGGUGCGCGCAUUGGCAUGAUGCGAACUGCCAAGGGUGACCUGCACUACUUUAUCAACGGCCAGGACCAAGGCGCCGCAUGCUCGGGCCUGCCUCCGGGUAAAGAGGUGUAUGCGGUAGUCGAUCUCUAUGGCCAAUGUGUCCAAGUUUCCAUAACCAAUGCCACCGGCCCCAUGGACAACAGCCUGGCGACCAGCAACACUGCCACCGAGAAGUCCUUCCCACUACAUUCCCCAGUGGCUGGCGUGGCUCACCGAUUCCACAGUACUUGCGGCAAGAACGUCACUCUAGAGGAGGAUGGCACGAGGGCAGUACGUGCUGCUGGCUAUGCUCAUGGCCUUGUCUUCAGCACCAAGGAACUCAGGGCUGAGGAAGUCUUUGAGGUGAAAGUGGAAGAGCUGGAUGAGAAGUGGGCAGGUUCCCUGCGGCUGGGGCUGACCACACUAGCACCAGGGGAGAUGGGACCCGGAGCAGGCGGUGGCCCAGGGUUGCCUCCGUCCCUACCAGAGCUCCGGACGAAGACCACUUGGAUGGUAUCUAGCUGUGAAGUGAGACGUGAUGGGCAGCUCCAGAGGAUGAACUAUGGCCGGAACCUAGAGAGGCUGGGGGUGGGGAGCCGUGUGGGUGUUCGUCGGGGGGCAGAUGACACGAUGCACAUCCUCGUGGAUGGAGAGGAUAUGGGGCCUGCAGCCACUGGCAUUGCCAAGAACGUGUGGGCUGUGUUGGAUCUCUACGGGCCAGUUCGCAGUGUGUCAAUUGUCAGUUCCACGAGGCUAGAGGAGUCAGAAGGCACCCAGCCUCCUUCCCCCAGUUCAGACACCGGCAGUGAGGGCGAGGAGGAUGACGAGGGCGAGGAGCGUGGCCUGGGAGGCCAGAAUGAAGUAGGUAUCAUGCCUGCCACCCUCGAGUUCCUCGAGAACCAUGGGAAGAAUAUCCUCUUGUCUAAUGGGAACCGUACGGCCACACGGGUGGCCAGCUACAAUCAGGGCAUCGUUGUCAUCAACCAGCCUCUGGUGCCCCAGCUGCUGGUCCAGGUGCGGAUAGAUUUCCUAAACCGACAAUGGACAUCUUCCCUUGUCCUGGGAGUCAUCACCUGUGCACCUGAGAGGCUCAACUUCCCUGCUUCUGCCUGUGCCCUCAAACGGGCAGCCUGGCUGCUUCGGGGCCGUGGGGUCUUCCACAACGGUCUCAAGAUCUGUGAGAAGUUUGGGCCAAAUCUGGACACGUGCCCUGAAGGCACCAUCCUGGGACUGCGGCUGGACAGCUCUGGGGGACUGCAUCUCCAUGUCAAUGGGGUGGACCAGGGGGUAGCUGUGCCAGAUGUGCCCCAGCCCUGCCAUGCGCUUGUAGACCUCUAUGGCCAGUGUGAGCAGGUGACAAUCGUGAACCCAGAACCAGGGGCUACCAGUGGGAAAAGUUCUGGAACCCAAGGGGACAUGGAGAAAGCAGACAUGGUGGACGGUAUCAAGGAGAGUGUGUGCUGGGGUCCACCACCUGCUGCUAGCCCUCUAAAGAGCUGCGAGUACCAUGCCCUUUGCUCUCGCUUCCAAGAACUCCUCCUGCUUCCUGAAGAUUAUUUCAUGCCUCCGCCAAAGCGAAGCCUCUGUUACUGUGAGUCUUGCUGGAAGCUGCGAGGAGACGAGGCCCACAGGCGCAGAGGGGAGCCUCCCCGGGAAUACGCAUUGCCCUUUGGCUGGUGCAGAUUCAACCUCAGAGUGAAUCCCUGCCUGGAGGCUGGGACACUAACCAAGAAAUGGCACAUGGCAUAUCACGGGAGCAAUGUGGCGGCUGUACGGAGAGUGCUGGACCGAGGGGAGCUGGGAGCAGGUACUGCCUCCAUCUUGAGCUGCCGUCCCUUGAAGGGAGAGCCUAGGGUAGGGUUUGAGGAGCCUGGCGAGAACUGUGCACCUCCUCGGGAGGAGCAGCCCCCUCCGGUGCUGCUUUCCCCCUCCCUUCAAUAUGCUGGGGCUGAGCCCCUGGCCUCCAAAGUGCAAUUCCGGGACCCCAAAUCCCAGCGGACGCACCAGGCUCAGGUGGCGUUCCAGGUGUGUGUGCGUCCUGGCUCCUACACCCCAGGACCCCCUUCCGCUGCUCUUGGAGAAGCUUCUGACCCUCACUUCAGCCCAGCCGAACUUGAGUGGGUCACUAAGGAGAAGGGGGCCACACUCCUCUAUGCCCUGCUGGUACGGGUGGAAUGAGGGGUGAGACACCACUACUACAAGCACAGUCGGGCCUCAGGCCCAUGGACUCUGAAUGGCGACUGCCUCCACCUCAUUCCCAUGACUGUGGCAUGCGCAGGUGCUGGGGCUCGGCGGCCGCUCAGGAGCAUGUAGGCAGGCUCUCAGAUGUAGGCGGGAAGCGGCACAGCUCCAGGUCCAGAGGCCCAGCACUCCGUCUGAUGGGAGGAGCUGCGGGAGCCCAGCUCCAGGCCUUGGUACCCUUCUUCAUGCACUGAUUUGCGGAACAUGACUCCCUAUUACUCCCCUCCCCAACAUCACUUAAUUUAUUUCCAUUUUUGUUUCUGGUUACUGUGAAUCCCAGAGGAGUCUCUACCUGUGCCCACAUGAAGCUGCUUUUUCCGGGGCCACUGGGCGGGAGUGGGGAAGGGCGGGCGCACGGAAGACGGGGGCCUCUGUCCAGUUGUUACUGACUCUGAUUUCUAAGGAGCCAAUAAACACCGUCUCAGAGCCUC